Molecule: messenger RNA, 2328 nt
Organism: Pelobates fuscus (common spadefoot toad)
Lineage: Eukaryota; Metazoa; Chordata; Amphibia; Anura; Pelobatidae
Gene: SPRY2
Product: sprouty RTK signaling antagonist 2
Exons: 2
Coding region: 568-1515 (315 amino acids)
Biological process (GO): negative regulation of fibroblast growth factor receptor signaling pathway; negative regulation of MAP kinase activity; negative regulation of Ras protein signal transduction
Cellular component (GO): membrane; cytosol
Source: RefSeq, a predicted model, not a curated record
UCUUUACAGGGAACCAACUUUAGCACGACACCGGAUGCGAUAUAUCCUCUGGCACAACAACUGCUCUGUUCCUCCUCAGUCCCACAUGACGCCAUUUACUGCUGCCUAUUGCCUACCUCCAGAAAGCAGGAGAGCGAGUAGAGAGAGUGCAGAGCCCAGUCCCCCAGUCACGCAGUAACAGUGCCAUCUGUCACCCAGUGCUAGGGACCCUGCCAGCCAGCAGCUGGAGCAGGCACUUUAGACACUCUGCUCAGCCCCAUCCACUUGCACUCACACUCUGGAGCGAACUGCCUGCCGGACUGUCUGCCGGGCUCUGUAACUUCCAGGCUGGGACCGGGGCAGUGUUCAAUAACACUCUGCUGGUGGAACUUAUUGUUUUUCUUUCCCUUAUUUGGAUCACAUCAUCUCAGAGCUCUGCACGUUCUAGAACCCUCCCAGGAUUCGGAUUAUUUACCUCCGGCAACCCUGCAGCCAGUCCCCGGGGGGGAGAGGAGUCGGUGAGCUGAAGCUCUUACGAAUUUCAGAUGUGUUCUCAGUCUACUGGAGUGAAAACUCUUCAGAGAACUGAUGGAGACAAGAGUACAAAAUGGCAGUGGAUCUCAAGCUUUUCCCCAGACUCGGCGUGACAAUGGGAGAACACAGGCUGACCUUGACCCAAGGGAAAUUGUGAACCAGCAAGCUCAUAUUUUGUCCUUGGAACAGAUAAAAGCAAUACGGAACACUAAUGAGUAUACAGAAGGACCCACAGUGGCUCCACGCCCCUGGAUUAAACCUGCACCUUGCCAUGCUACCCAACACAAAAAUGAAAGAAUACAUGUAGUAACUGAACAGAGACAGUUUAGUAGGAGUUGUCAUCCACCAAUGCAUUCAUCACGAGAACCUUUAUCUCGCUCAAUUAGUACUGCUAGUAAUGGGUCUCGAAGCAGUACAAGGACAAGUACAAGCAGCAGUUCCUCAGAACAAAGACUUCUUGGACCAUCCUAUCAAUCAGCAGGUUCAGUUUCUGACAGAGUCAUUCGUGUGCAGCCCAAGUUAGAGAUGAAACAAGAGGAGUUAAAACCUUUUGGCAAAGAAGAAUUGGUUUUGCAUUCUUACAGGUGUGAGGACUGCGGGAAAUGUAAGUGCCAAGAAUGCACUUAUCCAAGGACUCUCCCCUCCUGUUGGAUAUGUGACAAGCAGUGCCUUUGCUCAGCCCAGGAAGUGGUUGACUAUGGGACUUGUGUUUGCUUUGUGAAGUGCCUAUUCUAUCAUUGCUCAAAUGAUGAUGAGGACAACUGUGCUGACAACCCUUGUUCAUGUAGUCAGGCACAUUGCUGUACUCGUUGGUCAGCCAUUGGUGUCAUGUCCCUGUUCCUGCCUUGUUUGUGGUGUUAUCUUCCAGCCAAGGGUUGCCUUAAAUUGUGCCAGGGCUGUUAUGACCAGGCUAAGAGGCCAGGAUGUCGAUGCAAAAGGUCAAACACAGUAUGUUGUAAAGUUCCUCACCUUCAGCCCAGAAACCUUGAAAAGCCGACAUAGCACAGGCAAUUGAAUCUAAUAUAGUAAUAAAAAAAUUAACACACAUAUGCAAUCAUUUAAAAGUUGUCACCUUGGAGCAGUUAGUAGAAAGGUUUUGAUCUGUUUUCCUGUUUGCGGUGAAACACUUUCCUAAAGAUUAUUUUUAUGUGCCAUCUUAACAGAUUGUUAGAAAACCGCUAGUGAAUCUUGGGAUAGGAUCAAGUGUUCUGUGACCCAUCGGUUGUAUAAGCUAAAGUAACACAGACACUCCUAAAUAACUGUGUAUUCUAUGUAAAUAGUACAUGCAACAUCUGUAAAUUGAAUGAUUUUUUUUUCUGCCAGAGAUAAUGUGCUAUAUUUUUGUACAUAAUAUUUACAACUGUGAAAAAAAUGGUGUCAUGCACAUGGCACAUACACACUAUUUACUUAUGUACAUUCGAAAGAAUGUGAAUCAAUCAGUAUGGUUAGAUUGUACUUUGCCUUUGGUACCUUUUAACACUUUGAAUGCCAGAGUGAAGGUUUCACAUCAUCCUGGCACUCAAUGGGUUUUAAUAUUACCCAACUUCUACUCUUUUGAUAUUCUUUGUAUUUGUACAGUUACGGUAAAAGUCAGUCUUUAUUUUCUAAUUUUUCAACAUAUUGUUUAGUGUAAAGUAUAUUUAUUUGAAGUUUUAUUAUUUUAUAAAAGAGAAAUAUUUAUUUUAAGAGGCAUCUUACAAAUGUUCCCCCUUUUUUUUUUUUUUUUUUUUUUUUACAUGUCGGUUUUUGCAAAUAGGGGUGACUGAUGCAUAUGUUCACUAUAAAAUAGAAAAUAUAUUAACGUUUGAAAUUAAA